Amphiprion ocellaris (clown anemonefish) is the source of this 9104-nucleotide messenger RNA. Its product is annotated as RNA-binding motif, single-stranded-interacting protein 3. The record is from RefSeq and is a predicted model, not a curated record. Bases 1172 to 2422 code for a protein of 416 amino acids. NCBI's taxonomy places the organism in Eukaryota, Metazoa, Chordata, Actinopteri, Pomacentridae. The transcript is spliced from 14 exons. Gene Ontology annotation, molecular function: mRNA binding. Gene Ontology annotation, cellular component: cytosol; ribonucleoprotein complex.
CAGCCUCGGACGAGCCCCCUUUACCACCCUGUCAGUGUGGAGGAGAAGGAGAGAGAGAGAGAGAGAGAGAGAGAGAGAGAGCAGCUGUGUGACAGAGAGAAAGAGAACGAGGCAGGCUGCUUAGAGGAGUGAGAGAGCCAAGGAAGAAAUAAAGAACACAUUUUACAAGAGCAGAAAGAGUGAGGAUCGCAGACGAGGGACUCCUUCUCCACUGGACACCCAGGACACAGUCACUGUGUUUUUUUUUUCACUCAUCUACUAGCUGGAACUCAGUGGAUUGACUAACCAACCGGUGGAUUUUCUUUUUUAAUAUACUCUUGUGCCACAUCGUUUAGAAACUGGGAUCUCUGUUUUGUGUCCUCUCGCUGGCCCAACCGCUACAGACUGAGGUUGCUUUCUGUGUCUGUGCUCGGCUCUCGUGUUGUGAUUCUGCCCCCCCUUCACUCAGAGCGCAUCUGUCGGCAACCGGCGGUGAGGAUAUCUCCCCCUCUGUCAAACAGGACGGCACGCAGCCAUCGUCGAAUCAGGCUCCAGAGGCGAGAGGAGAAAGUGUGUGCAUGUAAGAGAGGGAACGAGAGAGAGGGGCAGUGAGAGAGUCAGAUUCACAGUGUGUUUGAGAGAGAGGCAGAUUAAAGCCCAGGCGAAAGACUGGAGACAAACAGCUUAAAUAGAGAAGUGAACCUAUACGUCCUCUCCCGUUUUCCUCACCAUUCCUUUCCUCUUCCUCUCCUUCUCCUCUUCCUCUCCCAUUUUCCAACAUUCAUAGGACUGCCAGAGCUACUGCCACCUGCACCUCCUCGCGUCUUCUCUUUCCUCUUCUUCCUCUACCUCACCCUUAUUACUAUCCGAUAGCGGUCUUGGUUCGAGCACUUGUGGAAAUAUUUCCAUCGAACUGCCAGCGAGAGACUGAGUGAGCAUCUGUCUGAUCCUGAGUCUCAGUGAGGCACAGUUCGCCAGGAGCUUCCCCAUCAGAGGCGGACCUUCUCCCAGCCACUGUCCACCCCGCAGACCCUGCCUUCUCCCUGGAGGACCAGCUUGCGACACAGUGGUGCGGACAGUGAAGACAGGAAUUGCACAGUCCACUCCGUUGCCUCUAUCCCAUUGCUAGCUACUUGGCAGCUCCCGCCCCCGUGUCACCAUUCCCUGCCUCAGUGCUAAGGAUUCCAGCUACAUGGGCAAGCGAUUGGAGCAGCAGCCAAUGUACCCUCAGUACACCUACUACUACCCCCACUAUCUCCAGACCAAGCAGCCCUAUGCUCCACCCCCUCAUCCCAUGGCUCCUCCCAGCCCUAGCACCAACAGCUGCAGCCAGGGAGGGGCGGAGCAGCUGAGUAAGACCAACCUGUAUAUUCGAGGCCUGCCACCUGGGACCACCGACCAGGAUCUCAUCAAACUCUGCCAACCGUAUGGAAAAAUAGUGUCAACCAAGGCCAUUCUGGAUAAGAACACUAACCAGUGCAAAGGUUAUGGCUUUGUGGAUUUUGACAGCCCAGCUGCAGCACAGAAGGCCGUGUCGUCUCUCAAAGCCACUGGAGUGCAGGCCCAAAUGGCCAAGCAACAAGAGCAGGACCCCACCAACCUGUACAUCUCCAACCUGCCAGUGUCUAUGGAUGAGCAGGAGCUGGAGAAUAUGCUGAAGCCUCUGGGUCACGUCAUCUCCACAAGGAUACUGAGGGAUGCCAACGGGGUCAGCAGAGGAGUCGGCUUCGCCAGGAUGGAGUCUACAGAGAAGUGUGAAGUAGUGAUACAGCAUUUCAAUGGAAAAUACCUGAAAACCCCGCCAGGCAUUCCAGCUCCCACGGAGCCUUUGCUGUGCAAAUUUGCCGACGGAGGGCAAAAGAAACGCCAAAGCCAGAGCAAGUACCCUCAGAAUGGGAGGCCGUGGCACAGAGAAGGCGAGACUGGCAUGGCGUUAACAUAUGAUCCUGCUGCAAUGCAGAAUGGGUUCUACUCCUCGCCUUAUAGCAUCGCCACCAACCGCAUGAUCGCACAGACCUCCAUCACGCCCUUCAUCGCUGCUUCCCCCGUUUCCACAUAUCAGGUCCAGAGUACGUCAUGGAUGCCUCAUCAACAAUAUGUUAUGCAACCUACAGGUGCAGUGAUCACGCCAGCCAUGGACCACACUAUGUCCAUGCAGCCUGCCAGCAUGAUGGGGCCUCUCACCCAGCAGAUGAACCAUCUGUCCCUGGGCACUACAGGAAGUUACAUGACUGCUGCAGCCGCCGCGGCGCCUAUGCAAGGGACCUACAUUCCCCAGUACACUCCUGUGCCUCCAACAGCCGUCCCUGUCGAAGGAGUGGUGACAGACGCCUCACCCCAGACAGUGGCUCCUUCAUCACAGGAGGUGGCUGGCCAGCAGCAACAGAUCCAGGUGGACAGUGCUGCCGACCAUGUUCCUGCUUACUCAUACCAGUCCAAAUAGCAACGGCCUGAGCGAAUGUUCCCGUGACAGCGUUGCCUUGAGACAGAAGGUGGCUGCACUGUGAAUGUGAGGAAAAGAGAAAAGAAAGAGAUUGCUUCCAGAUUGCCCAGGCACCAAAAAAGAGACACUUUUUUCAUUUCCUACCUGGCCUACAAGAAAAAAAAAACCAAGAAGGAGGCAAAGAGUGCUGAGGAAAGGGGAUGGGGAAAUUGCUGGGCACAGUGCAAAGAAGUGAAAUUGUUUAGUCUGGGAACCUGCCUGAAGGGCUGGGCUGAAGCUUGAAAAGUUUCUCAAAGAAAAUUCUCAACCGAUUUAAAAAAAAGAAAAAAAAUGAAAAAAAUGAAAAAAUAACAAAACAAAAAAAAAAGGUUGAAUGCGCAGGUAGGUGAUGAAGUUUAUUUUGUAAUUAGAAAAAGGGGAGUCAAGUUUGAGAUACACACAGAGAUUGUCUUCCUCAGAUAUUAAGCUACAAUUUCUUUUCAGUCUUUUUUAUGUUCUAGUGUUAAAUCUUAGUUUUCUAGAUAUAUUCAAAAACAAAGUGUUUUUUUUUCUUUCUUGAAUCUUCAUGGCCUUAAUUUGAAGGGCGCCAGAAACUUUUUACAGAGUUAAAGUCUGACGUCUGGUUGGGGGUUAAAAAAAAAAAAAGCAAACAAAAUCAGUCUCUUGGACCACUUGGAGGGUACAAGACACUGGAGAGGUUGUUCUAAAGAGGAAAAAAGAAUCUAUCACAUAAGCUGUACAGAUUUAAUAGAGAAGAGCUUUUUUCUUUUCUUCAUUAGAAGAAAACUUUGAUAAUUAUUAUGUCAGAGGUAACUAAAUGUCAGAAGAAAACAAAAUGUCUGUUGGGGGAAAAAAAGACUCAAGGGGGGGAAGGUGAAGCUUUGAAGAGAUUUUUCACAAUGAGGAAAAAAGAAAACAUAAGAAAACAUGCUGCAUUGUGGAUGCAGUCUGUUGCAAAUGCUGAACUUGUUUUUUAUUAUCAUUAUUAUUUUACAUGGCAAAGUUGCUGUCGAUGACAUUAGUGCUUUUUAUCUGCCACAUUUUACCUUUUUUAUGAGCUUUAAGAUGUUUUUAGCCCGCUUUGCUUGUCACACUGCGAAAAAAAAAAAGAAGAAGAAAAAAAAUAUAAAAUGAACAAAUAAAAAGCUACAGAAAAAUUCUGGCAGUAAAAUAAAAACAGUAGAUUCAGUAGGAGCUUAUGGUUUAAACCAAUCAGUGCAAAAGCAAUAGAAGAAAUUGUUGACAAUUUCUGUAGUCUUUCCUAGUUGUGGAUCAAAUGCAGCCCAUGGAUGGCCAUUUUUAUACCAAAGAUGAAGAGACACUCUGAACCAGAGUUUUUUUUUUCUCUCUUUUGUUUUCCUUUAUUUUGUUGUUUUUUUCCCUUUUCAUUUUUCAGUUUGAUUUUGUUGUUGUUGAUGUUGUUGUUGCUGUUGAUGUUAAUGUUGAUAUUGUUGUUGUUGUUGUUGUUGCUGUUGUCGUCGUUUUUUUAUUUGACCUUGAUGGCCGGACCAGUCCUUACUAUCCUUCCUGACAUGUUCUUUUCACCGGGUUUAAAGAUGGUUUUUAAUACUUGUCCGAGCUGACACACACACACACACACACGCACACACACACACACACACACACACACACACACACACACACACACACACACACACACACACAGAGACACACACACACACACACAUCUAAACAUGCUUACAAACUCUGACACAUCCAUCAGGCAGUAUUUAAAUGUGUGACACGACCGGCGGCAGUCAUACCAAAAGUCCUUUUUCUUCACCUCCUCUUCUCGUCUUUUCGUUUGAUUUCAUGCUGUGGGUGCAUUUCACCUCUAUCUCUCUCAGAUCCUGCAGGGAAAACUUUAGGAAACAGACGUGGGGAAUGUUGCUAUUCACGCUCGGUGGUCACUGAUACAUCACCUUUUUCUCUCUUGGUGAUUUCUGUCUGUCUCUUUAUCUCUUUGAUCCAACCACAACUAACUCAACCAUCUCUCAGUGUUCUAAGCUUCAGUUGCUGCUGUUUGACCUUCUGUUGAUCACUGUGUCAUUUGGACACUGUUACUACUUAUGUACUCAGAAUAACACCAGAUGAGUCAAGUUUGCUGCAUGUUAUACAUCAGCUAAGUUUUGAAGAAGUAUUCAAUAAUGAUUGCAUAAAUUUUAAGACAUGGCACUGGCCUCAUGUUGCUGGAAGCCAAAGUUAUUUAAAGGAAUAGUUUGACAUUUUGGGAGAUGUUUGCUUUCUUCAGAAGUCACACAAAAACAUUGAUUCUCUUGUGGGAAUAGGAAAUAAGAACCUACAACCAGCAGCUGGUUUGAUUAGCUUAGCACAGAGUCUGUGCAGCGGUAACAAAAAAAUCACCUACCAGCAGCUCAGAAGCUCACUAAUAAAUAUGUUAUAUCUCAUUUGUUUUAUAGAAAAACCAGUGUAAGUGGUUGUGCUUUUUUAGUCAGGUUCAGUGACUAUCUAGUGUCUUUUCGUCACUGUGAAGCUGACAUUCAUCCAGUAGAGACUCCAGGAAGCUACUGUGAAGAGAUGUUAGACUAUUCCUUUAAAAUACACUCACACAGAGGCAGGAGUGACUCUUUAACUCGCUGAGAAGAUAACUCGAAACCCAGUGACUCCAAUUUGCAUUGUAGAAAUACCGUCACUACUGUCUGCCUGCCUGCCCUGUGACACUAACAAGGCAGGAGGAGGUGUUUUAAAAGCUAGAGGAGCACUGAUUGUCUUAAACAUCCCCCUGAUCACUGGCUCAGCACAAGGUCAGCACACCUGUGGGAACUAACUAGACUCCUCAGCAGCCAUAAGGACAUGCUGAUGGCAGCUCUGUCUUCAACCCCUCCACUGAGAGUCAGUUACACCCCUAGUUGUCCCAAUUUGUUGCACAAACAGCCCCAUCUCAUCUGAUCCCGUCUUUCCGUCCCUGAGCCGCAUGAGGGUUUCCAGUGAUUUCAUCUCUGAGGAUUGUCCCUUCAGAAAUUGCCUGUGGGACGGCGGCCAUUUCUGCCGGCAUUACAGCAGCCUGUGUGUCUGCUGCGUUCACCCUCCUGCUCUGCCCCGACUGUUGGUGCUCCAGCACUAAAAAGCCCCCCGCUUCAGUGGCACCAUUAAUGUGCCAUGGCCGAGCCAGGCUCCUUUGCUCUCAUUUUCCCUCGCUGUCAUUCUCUCCCUUCGUCCCCCCUCGCUCUCACGCUCUCUCUGAGGUUUCUUCUCUUUAUUGGAUGGUGCAGAAGCAGAACCACAAACCAAUUUCAGUCACUCUCGCAAUGAGGCUUGACGGGCCCAAUUUGUCUCCCUCCGGGGCAAUAGGAUCCACUCCAGUGUCCCUCAAAAGACCCCUUUCUUCCAGACGGAGAGGGAGCUUUUUGUUUGGUGACAAUUGCAAUUGAGCUCUUGCAGUUCAUGUGACUCACUGCGAUCCGGAGUCACUGAUGGUGUGCACAUUGCAGGCCAACUAUGUCAUCACGCAACAGUCCUGUAACAAUCAAAGUAUACAUCGAGUGCCUUUUAACAAAGCUUCCAAAUGAUUCCAAAUUAAACGCGGAACAGUUAAAGCAAAGCACAUGGAAGAGCUUGUUAAAGAAGUUGUGCUAAGGACAAAUAUCGAAGCUACUUUAUGGUGCUAAAGAUGAAGCCGUCUUGAGCUUCUGCCUUCGUUGUGUUCACUGAUCUCUGUGAUGAGCUGGCCACUGUUCACCCUUUGGCCACUGGUAUCACUCCUUACCGGCCACAAAAAGACACCGGUUCCUCAAGUGAGCUGCACUGUUAAAGCCAUACGUAUGUUUUAUUUCCUUUUCAGUCACACGAUAAAUACGUGCUGCAGAUUCUUGUCUUCCAUCUGCCGACAGAGGUCAGAAGCCACGUGUCAUUCAAACCGUCUCCGAGCGACUGUUCGGCUGUUUAUUGUCCAAUCAAAUCAACACAUGUCCUCUUCCUUUCAUCCGAUCUGCCACUCAACAUCUGCUUUCACUUGCCUUCAGGCUGCGAUUUGCUCUUAUCUCCCAGUGAAUAAGUCUCUUCCCCCAUUACGGUCUUUAACGGCUAACAUCUGACAAAUGUUGGGUUUUAGGGGUCCCUGAUGUGCCAACCCUGCUCAUCUGUUCUCCACUGUUACUUAAACUCACUGUAUUCAGUUUCUCAGUCAUUUCAAGUGUCCUGAUGAAUCAACAGAGCUGCUACACUAUAACUUUACCAGUUUUAAGCUAGUAUGUGUGUGUCCGUGUGCAUGUGUUUUUCUUAAUGUCUCAACUUUUACCAGGGUUGUGAAUACAGCAUAGCUAAAACCAAGUCCUCUCGACUUUUACAGCUGCUGUUUUAUAGAGUACAGAGGACAUUUUGAAGCUUAAUAGGACUCAUAAUGCAGGAGUUGCACAUCAGAGAGCAGAGCGUCCUACAAAUGGCCUGAGAUUCAGUCGUAAUGGCAUUAUGGGAAAUAGGAUUACAAAUAGCCAAGAGAUUAUGGGGGGGAAGAAAUGCACAACAAAGAAUAUCAGCUCUAUUUUGCUAAUGGAGAUUCAAGAAAGAAAAAGAUGUUAGGGCAGGUGUUUGCUACUAGUGCACAGUGCUAAUAUUUCACACACAUCUGAGAGAUUACCCAACAAACAAAAACGGCUUUUUCUUAAUAGCACAAUGGCAUAAUGUAUGUUUUCUGAAUACAAAUACCUUAUUGGAAGUGUAUACAAGACAUGCCUGCAAUUUUAAGGAGGCUGGAGCAGAAAUGUGCUCCCAGUCAGUCUAUGUGUCAGCACAAACCAGGAGCCGGCUACACCAGGGGAGAAAGUGUAGAAGAACAAACAAAACAAAAAAAAAGAUGGGGUGAUCAUUAGCUCCUGUUGCCGGGCAGAAGUGGUCGUCGCCUGGAGUUGCAGCAGUGUGUUUCCUGUCCAGGACUCCAGGGGGUGACCAGCAUGACCCCAAGCUAAUUAGCAACACAUUCCCUUCCUUUCUUCCUCCAUCACACCAACACCUCCUCUACUGUUGUUGUACACAGGCGCUAAUCAUUUUGUACCUCGCCCGAUCUUGAGUUGUGUAUCCAACGUACUUCGCUGUCACUCUGCCAGCCGUCAUUUCAUGUCAGUCAUGUCUUCUGCUGUCUUCUUCCUCAAGUUCCUUUGCAGCUUUUGGAGGAAAACAGGAGUCGGGCUGGUUGAUCUCUCAUCCUUGGUUUCUUAUCUCACCUGCCUCAUGGAUCUGGGACCCCACUUCACCAAAUUUGCAACAUGUUGCACCGUACUUGUGGGACUUUUUGCAAGAUGCUAUUCUUUGUCGUUGCAAUCCAGGCGCUAACAAGUGGCUUUUGUGAAGCAGGCCGCUGAAUUUUAAUUCCUAUGUUCUCUCUCAACAGGGACAGCCAGUUGGAGGGUUAAUGUCCUUGUUGGCACGUCAUUUAUAUCGCUGAGUAGCCCCACUAGAACACUCUUUACAGUUUGAAGGAUCUGUUUGCUGCCACAGUGCCAGGGAGUAAAGUUUAUGCAAUCAUGUGCUAAAUUUAGAAUAUUUAGUGAUUAAACAUUUAUCUGUCAAUGCAGCAAAUCUCACUCAUCUGCAGCCCCAGUGAAAUUGAAUCUGAAUUUUCUAUUUGAUGCAGGAAGAAGGGAAAAAUACUGUACAUUCAGAGCAAAAACAUUUAAUCUCCCUUCAGUGUCCUUUGGAAUAACUCUCUACAAGGUAACUCUGAUCUUCUGUGAGACUCCAGAUGAAAUACAGAUCUUGAGAGUUUCUCCAGUGUCAGUCUUUCAAGGCGAGGUGCUUAUUUCACUGCCUUUUUUUAAAGAGAAGAAAAAGACAAGUUUCCGUCCCUGUACUCACCAUUUCUCACAAUCACUGCCGCCAUCCCUAAAUCUGACAGAAAAUCACUUAUGUGGUGUGUCUGCCACACUGUUACAGGAGUAAACUCAUUAGAUGUAUUACAUGUCAUGCUCAGUUGUGAGGCUCUCGCGGAUUCAUCCUGUCGUGAGCGGAGUCGUAGCCGUUUUCCACGUCGAUUCUCGUGUGUUUUUUGUGGAAAAACAGUAGUUCAGAGUUACUCUCGCAGACUGUCUCUCACAGCAGAGUGUAAAGGAGAACUGUGGCUCAAUAACUCAUCACAGACCAGCACAUUCACACACUCACACACACAUAGUGCAGUGGGAAAAUUGCUCAAACUAUCCCCCCUGCUAGAGCGAGGCCCUGUGCUUUUAAUUGAUGCUUCGGUCCACCUUUGAUGAGUGCUAUCGAUUGGCCACGCAACCCCAGGAGCUCAGCCACUCAGCCCUUGUGGAGUUCAAACAUCUCCCCGAGAAAUACAGAAUCUAACAAUCACUAGGAAAUGACCGAACAGAUUAUUUUGAGACAGCCGGCACAGAAAGUGCAUUAGGCAUUGGACUCAUGUACCAGAUUUUUUUUUUUUUUUUAAAGAAAAAGAGGAACUAUUUAUUAGGACAGCAGAGCGGUUUUUAAUUUUACAUUUUUUGUCAGUUUUUCUCUUUUUAUUGUUUUUUUUGUUGGUUUGUUUUUCACUUUUCUUUGUUUCGGCGCCGAGGAGGACAUGGUCACGCCUCGCACACGCUGCUCGGUGUGUGUGAUCUUUGAGAAAUUAUCUGUACAUCUGUGGAUGUUAGGAUUUGACUUGGGUUUUAUGAGUUGUUUUUUCUCUCUCUCUCUGAUGAAGCUUUCAAUAAAAAAAUGUGGGAAAAAAGCA